Messenger RNA from Eremomyces bilateralis CBS 781.70, 606 nucleotides. RefSeq lists its product as uncharacterized. Gene Ontology annotation, molecular function: structural constituent of ribosome. The coding region runs from base 1 to 432 and encodes 143 amino acids. The record is from RefSeq and is a predicted model, not a curated record. Gene Ontology annotation, cellular component: mitochondrial large ribosomal subunit. Lineage: Eukaryota; Fungi; Ascomycota; Dothideomycetes; Eremomycetales; Eremomycetaceae. The transcript is spliced from 3 exons. Gene Ontology annotation, biological process: mitochondrial translation.
AUGGGCCUGCAAGCGCUUUCUGCGAUGGCCAAGGGCCAGAAUGGCGUCGGCGCCUUCAUUCUCCAAUGCAAGCGAAUAGACUUCCACUACUGCGACUACUGGGGCAGCUCAAAGGGCAUGGUAUCCUUCCUGAAACACCGCCUUGCCCACUUCGCAAAAGAACAUCCCUCCAUUGAAAUCAACGUCUCCCCCAAACCAAACCACCACCCCGUCAUCAAAGGCACCUUCAUCAACGGACGGAUCCGAGCGAUAUGCGUGAAGAAUCUGGAGCCGACGCAGAUAUACCAGAAAGCCCUGAUUUUGAGGAACGCGAGUGGUGAUAAGGUCAAGCGAUGGAAUAAGCCCGUCAGGAGCGACAACCCGAGUGUUAGAGGGAUAUGGAGUCCGUUCCAUGGGGCGAAGGUCAGCCUGUUGUCCGGAAAGGGCUCAUGAAUUGGAUUUCGAGGGCAUAUGGGUGGCGUACGGAUGCAUGUUUGUAUAUAUAUGUACGUUGGCAGGAACAGAAUGUAAUACCAUUGUCUUGCUAAGAUAUGCAAUGUGUCUCGUUUAUGCCAAGGGAAGUGUUUUGGCGUCAACAUGAACGAGAUUGAAGGCGUGGGAGAAAUC